Messenger RNA from Cuscuta epithymum, 4578 nucleotides. The record is from the annotation of a GenBank genome assembly. Lineage: Eukaryota; Viridiplantae; Streptophyta; Magnoliopsida; Solanales; Convolvulaceae.
AUAGAAUUAUAGAUAGAUGUGAGCUGUGGAUUUUAUUUUCAUGUAUAGCCUUGCUUGUUAGAUGGCCCUGGUUGACGACUGAGCAUUUACAAGUUGCUGCUGCUUCACCUCUAGUAACUCAGAGAUCAGAAAAUGUGUCGCUUAUUCUGCCUCCAAUAUAAAAGAUACUUUUCAACCAACAUAUCAUCAACCAAUUCACAGAUAGCCUGCUUUGCCCGUUCUGGUCAAAUUGAUGAUGCUCGUAAAGUGUUUGAUCAACUUUCAAAGAAAAACAUUGCUACAUGGAAUGCUAUGAUCUCAUGUUACUUCCAAAAUCACCAACCAAUUGAAGCUCAAAAGUUGUUUGACCAAAUGCCUAGAAGGAAUAUUGUGUCUUGGAAUGGGUUGAUUUCAGGAUACGUGAAAAAUAGGAUGGUAGACGAGGCAAGAAAAGUGUUCGGAAGAAUGCCUGAAAGGAAUGUCGUGUCGUGGACAGCUCUUGUUAGAGGGUAUGUUGAGGAAGGGUUGAUAUAUCAGGCUGAAAGCCUUUUCUGGCAAAUGCCAGAAAAGAAUGUGGUGUCCUGGACAGUAAUGAUGGGAGGGUUGAUUCAUGAUGGAAGGAUUGAUGAGGCAAAAAGGCUGUAUGACAUGAUGCCAGUGAAGGAUGUGGUGUCAAUGACUAACAUGAUUGGUGGGUAUUGUCUAGCGGGGAGGGUAGACCAGGCACGUGAGAUCUUUGAUAGCAUGGAAGUAAAGAAUGUAGUUUCAUGGACAUCUAUGGUCACAGGAUAUGCUCAAAAUGACAGAGUAGACAUUGCCAGGAAGCUUUUUGAGGUCAUGCCUGAGAAGAAUGAGGUGUCGUGGACAUCUAUGCUUCUUGGAUACACUCAGAAUGGAAGAAUAGAAGAGGCAUGGAAGUUGUUCAAAGAGAUGCCUUUAAAACCAACAGCUGCUUGUAAUGCAAUAAUACUCGGUGUAGGACAGAAUGGGGAGAUUGAAAAGGCAAGGGUGGUAUUUGAUUCUACAGAGGAGAAGGAUGGCGGAACUUGGAGUGCUAUGAUUAAGGUUUAUGAAAGGAAAGGCUAUGAAUUGAAUGCACUCGGCUUAUUUCGUUUGAUGCAAAGUAAAGGUGUUCGUCCAAAUUUUCCUUCCUUAAUUAGCAUACUCUCUGUCUGUGCAAGUCUUGCAAGUCUUGAUUGUGGUAGAGAGGUACAUGCAUCAUUGAUCAGAUCCAACUUUGAUGAAGAUGUGUUCGUCUCUUCGGUGUUGAUUACAAUGUAUUUUAAAUGUGGCGAUCUUGUCAGGGCAAGAAGAGUCUUUGACAGAUCAUCUUCCAAAGAUACCGUCAUGUGGAAUUCUAUUAUAACAGGUUAUGCUCAAAACGGUUUGGGAGAAGAAUCUGUUAAUUUUUUCAGAGAAAUGUGUUUGCAGGGAUUUGCGCCCGAUGUGGUUACUUUUGUGGGACUUCUGACUGCUUGCAGCUACACUGGAAAGGUGAAAGAAGCAGAAGAUAUAUUUGACUCCAUGAAGUCAGAGUACCAAGUAGAGCCAGAAACUGCACAUUAUGCUUGUAUGGUAGAUGUACUUGGUAGAGCUGGUCGCUUGACUGAAGCGAUGGGUUUGAUAGAAAAAAUGCCUGUGGUAGCCGAUGCAGUUAUAUGGGGUUCUUUGCUUAAUGCUUGUAAAAUGCACAUGAAUCUAGACCUGGCUGAAGUUGCAGCAAAAGAGCUUCUACUACUCGAGCCCCAAAAAUCAGGCUCUUAUGUCCUUCUCUCUAAUAUUUAUGCUACAAAGGGUAUGUGGGCCGAUGUUGCAAAAAUCCGAGAAGACAUGAGGUCCAGGAAGUUGAUUAAGUCACCUGCUUGCAGCUGGCUUGAGGUGGAGAAGAAGGUGCAUAUGUUCACCGGUGGAGAGAGCAAGCCCCACCCCGAACAUCAAAUGAUUACCAAAAUGUUGGAUAAAUUGGGUUCCAUGUUAAGAGAAGCUGGAUAUUGUCCGGAUGGUAGCUUUGUUCUUCAUGAUUUGGAAGAGGAGGAGAGGGCGCAGAGCUUGCGUUAUCACAGUGAGAGGUUGGCUGUGGCGUAUGGACUGCUUAAGCUGCCAGAAGGAGUGGCCAUAAGAGUUAUGAAAAAUCUUCGGGUUUGUGGGGAUUGCCAUUCUGCUAUAAAGCUAAUAGCUAAAGUCACAGGACGGGAGAUCAUUCUUAGAGAUGCCAAUAGAUUUCAUCACUUUAAAGAGGGCUCCUGUUCAUGCAGAGACUAUUGGUGACAUACAAAUGAACAUAAAAUUGCAUAAUGCCAGUGGACUGGAAAAAGGCACGGAUUGUCAAAUCAAUCUCCCAGUUAAACGAAGGGCAAGCCAUUUGUUAAAAUGGCCAAAGUUAACAGCGCGCAAUGAUAGAUUUUCUAUAUCGGAAAGACAAUAACUUUGAAGAUCAGGAAUUAGCUAUGGAGAUUGGAGAGAUCCAUUGCUGGGCAGGUUCUUGCUUAUUUGUACGAUAGACGUCAAGAAACUACAUGAAGUCUAGACUUUGCUUAUACUUCUAGAGUUGUAUUCUUAUUUGCUUUUCUCCUCAGCAGCUCAAAACUUUAAAUGAAAGAAAAGAGUAGAAGGAUUGAACGGUGUGCGUUUGCAAUGAGGUUCCUUGGACACGGCUGGCCGGAGUUGAUGAGCUGAUUUUUUCAUUUUUUUUCGACGGGAUUUGAUCCAGAGUCACUGGUCUUCCUGGAACUGGAAGUAUAACCCUCGAAAUCACCAAACACCACGUUUGCUAUCUUUGAUUUUAGAUGGCUACUCACAGUGUAGCUGUGAUAAUAAAAAACCCGUUGAACCCCGCAGAAUUUCUUCUGGUGAAACAGACCCCACCCCCCAAAUUCAAUGACUCAGAGUACGACUCCUUCAUCGACUCCGACCUCUGGGACUUGCCGUCCGCUAAGCUUCGUCCGCUGACAUCGCCGCCGGCGUCUAAGGCUGUCGUCCAUGUCGACGAUUGUGAGUUGGGCGAUUUCGGGUCCACUCAACUCGACCUCAGUUCAGCUCUUAUUCAGGUUUUGGGACAACUUGGAUUUGAUGAGGCUUCAGAGGUUAAGUGGACAUUUCACAAGUGUGUGGAAGAGCCAGAAUAUGGACCUGGAGUACCCACAAAAACGGUCUAUAUUAUUGGAACCUUGGUUCAUAAACAUGAAAACUCAACUGAGAUUUCUAAGUGGAUGAGCAUUGAAAUGUGCCUUAACAUGCUUAUAGACGUAAAGCCCAGUGAGGACCGUAUAGGACCAUUGGUUAAUGUUGGUCUUCUCAAUGCUGCAAGAGAAUCUGGAAACUGUAAAAUCUCUCAAACUUUGAAUUUUCAGGAAUACCUUCCUGGCCUUACACUUGUGCCAAUGGGGAGUAGAACAGCAAAACCUUUUCACACGACAAACUUAAUUGUGCUUGUACCCGAAAGGAAUCGCAAUGGAUGCGCUGAUGAUACCAUUGCUGUUCGCGGGGAAGCUUUGAUAGUAGACCCAGGCUGCAAGUCUGCUUUCUAUGAUGAGCUGAGGGAGAUUAUUUCUGUGCUGCCAAGAAAGUUAAUUGUCUUUGUAACCCAUCACCAUCAUGAUCACGUUGAUGGACUUUCGGUAGUCCAGGAAUGCAACCCCAAUGCUUCUCUUUUAGCACAUGAAAAUACUAUGCGCAGGAUAAAAAAAGGGGAUUGGUCUCUUGAUUUUAUUCCAGUAUCUGGAUCUGAGGAAAUUUGCAUUGGUGGUCACCGAUUGAGAAUCAUCUCAGCGCCGGGGCAUACUGAUGGGCACUUGGCACUUCUUCACGUGAGUUCAAACUCUUUGAUUGCGGGGGAUCAUUGUGUAGGGCAAGGAAGCUCAUUUUUAGAUAUUAAAUCAGGUGGAUCUAUGGCUGAUUACUUCCAGACAACUUAUAAAUUUAUGGAGCUUUCACCUCAUGCUUUGAUUCCCAUGCAUGGAAGAGUUAAUAUGUGGCCUAAACAUAUGCUCUGUGGAUACCUCAGAAACCGGAGAGAGAGGGAGUCAAUGAUCUUAAAAUCAAUGGAGAAUGGAGCCAAAACAUUGUUUGACAUAGUUGCGUAUACAUAUGUUCAUGUUGAUCCAAGUUUCUGGAUUCAUGCUUCAUCCAAUGUAAGGCUUCAUGUGGAUCAUCUAGCCCAGCACGAGAAGUUGCCUGAGCACUUCUCAAUUCACAAGUUUAGGAAGACUUGUGGAUUGCAUUUUAUAAUGCAAUGGUUGUGGGCAUAUGUAUGCAAUACAUUCUCAAUAAAGCUGCAGAUGCUGAGAAACCUCUUUCUAUAUGGUGCUGUUGUUGUCGUUGCUGGUCUGGCUAUGCUCUUCACUAUAAAAGAGGCACGAGUGAAGGAAUGAACUUUUUUUUUUUGUGAGUAGAUUGUACAAUGCUGUGUAAGGACUAGUUCCCCACGGUUAUGUUUCAUGUUGUAUGUACAAAUAUAGCCCCUACAUUUUGAGAUGUAUAAAUAUUAUUUGAGGAAAAUUACCUAUAAUUUAAUAAAAUUGCAGAAUAAAUUUGAUAGAAUAAUUAGUUAGUUUUUAACUAGUAACUCAUCUAUAAGUUGAGAAAAUAUUUCACUUUGAU